UUAUCCACUCCUUUACAUUGUCAUUUGAGUGGUUUAUCCACUCCUUUUCGUUGGCAUUUCUAUUGUAUGUCAUCUCCUUUUCAUUGCCAUUUGAGUGGUUUACCCACUCCUUUACAUUGUCAUUUCAGUGGUUUAUCCACUCCUUUACAUUGCCAUUUCAGUGGUUUAUCCACUCCUUUACAUUGCCAUUUCAGUGGUUUAUCCACUCCUUUACAUUGUCAUUUCAGUGGUUUAUCCACUCCUUUACAUUGUCAU
Messenger RNA from Lottia gigantea (owl limpet), 255 nucleotides. RefSeq lists its product as hypothetical. The transcript has a single exon. The annotation marks the transcript as partial. The record is from RefSeq and is a predicted model, not a curated record. NCBI's taxonomy places the organism in Eukaryota, Metazoa, Mollusca, Gastropoda, Lottiidae.